AUGGCAGACUUCUUUUGUCCGCUCCAGACUGGUAUCCAGACCCCCAAGAUUGGCUUUAUUCGGGCACAGGUCAAAAAGUUGCGAGCACUCUGCCAGUGUCCUGCGGAUGCCAUCAAGCUUCACUUGGAUAGCUGGGGGUUAAAGAAACUUUGGUCCUAUGCUUUGCGUAAGGCGGGAAAGGAGAAGACUGAAUGCACUUCCAAUCCCAAACGUAGAGACCAUGGCACCCAGCUUUUCUAUGACGUCUUGUUCAAGCACUGGGGAGUGAGGCUUCGCAAAGCCAAGCCUUCCAAAGUCCUGAUGAUUGACAACCCGGCCGAUGUGAAGCAAGAGGAGCAGGACCUGCAGCGAGCACUUCGGGGAGAUGAAUGUGAUGAAGCUGACACAGAAGUUGUGGUGGUUCUGGAUGACCCAUACCUUGAUGGGAUGUUUGUGGAUGAUGAUAGCCCCGUGCAAGAUGAGGAGAAAGCCAACCCAGUCUCUGAUGACAAACCAACCUCUGAUGAGAAGCCAGCCUCUGAUGACCAACAGUUCGCCGAGGUCAACGCAGCCCCGGCCACCCAGAAUUAUGAUGAUGCGGUGGUGUGCUCCAGUGCUGAUUCUUCGCUGGUUCUGGCUCAACUCAAUCUUAGGAUUAUGCAGAUCCAGUUGAAGCGCCAGCAAAAGCGUGCUGCUGCACAGGAGAAACCUGUGCAGGUGAAUGCGGUGAGUGAGGUGGCACCCGGAGUGAAUGUUGACAACAUGGACACGCUCCCCUACUCAAUCAUGGACCACAAUGCCGACUUGUCCCCCAUGCCCAUGUCCCAGGGUGUGACUCCUUCACCUUUGGGGCCCGUUGAAGUCGAAGAGACCCCGCCCAAAGUUGAGUCAUUGAAGCGGGUUUUGGUGCAGCAGUUUGAUUCGAUGUCCAAGGGUGAUUCCAAACCUGAAAUCCAAGCAUCCCUGCCUGAUGCUACUGGGGCUACUGGGGUUGGAAGGGAAACCCUACCUGAUGGUGAGACCCUGCCUGAUGAUCCUGCGGUGAAAGGUGAUGCUCCGGUGGGACAUGAGACCCUUGGUGAUGCCCCAGUACAAGGUGAGACCCUACCUGAUGACUGUCCAAGCCUUUCUGAGAUUGCUGCAGCUUUUGGAGAAGCUUUGCUUCAACCACAGCUUGACGAGCCACCUGUGACUUUGGAUCACAGUGAUUGCCUUGCCCCUGCCGAAUCCAGUCAGGUGUUGGAAGCUGGUGCUCCUACUCCCAUGGGCUCUCCAGAGCAACCGCCUGCGAAGUGCAGCAGCAGCAGCAGCAGUGAGGCUGAGGAAGACUUGGGGGGAGGGGUUGAAGAAGUUCCCUCACCUACCUUAGAAGAGGAGCUGGAUGCUGAGCUUGAGGGCGCGGCACCUGUGGUCAAAAGGGUUGAGCAAUACAAGCAAAAGACAGAGAACCAUCCACCUGCCAAAAGGGGAAGGCCUAAGGCCAAGAAGGCUGAAGAACCCAAGGAACCCAAGAAAAGAAAGGCUUCAGAGAGCAGGCCCAAGAGCAAGGCGAAAGCCAAGGCAAAAGCUACUAGUAAGGCAAAAGCUAAGGCGAAAGCAGUUGCAGAGCAGCAGGCACCGGCAGCAGCUUUGCCUCCACAGCCAGCAGCACCUUUGGAUCCGCCGCUGCCAGCACCUUUGGAUCCACCAGCAGUCCCCCUGCCCAAAGCCAAAGGGAGGUCAAAGGGCAAGCAUUACAUGACCAUUGACGACAUCAUUCCCCCGACACCAGCACCACCAAGACUGGCGCCAUGUGUUGACAAGACCAAUCCAAAGGACACACGUGCAGAAGAGGGUGAGAUUGUUGGCAAGGGUGGGAAGCCCAAGGCUCCCAAGAAGAGGGGUUCUGAGCCAAAGGCAUCAUCCAGUGGGGUGAAGAAGAAGCGGGGGAAAGGAAAAAAUGAGACACCUGAGCCUGUCCUUCCUGCUGAGCCUGCUCUUCCUGCUGAGCCUGCUGACUAUGCUGUUGAGCCCGUUGCCGAAGGCCCUGCCCCUCAGCCGAAAGAGAAGAGUUUUGCUCGCAGGCCUCGUCCGAAGACUGAGCCUGCUGUCACCAAGUGGGUUCAGAUCCGAGAUGUCUUCAAUGAGCGUGUCCGUGGGGAGAUCAUGGGGAGGGGCGUGCGCUUUCCCGGCACUUGGGAGGAGCCUUGGUUGAAGGCAUGCACAAAGAAGUUUGCCGAACACUAUGUCCCUGAUGAUCUUUCUGAGUACCGUCAGAUCGUGAUCGAUUGCAUUCCAGCUUUCGUGGAUCAUGUGCAAUGGCUCGCCGUGGCUGCAUCAACCUGGCCAAGUUCGGUGUGGGAGCUAGUUCUCCGAGUGCCAACUGGGUUGGAUGUUAUCUUCUUGGUACUGCUUGUCUCUUGGAUGGGGGUUCUUCGAGAUGAGAAGUACCAAGUCUUUGAGUUUUUCGCUGGUGUGGCCCGCGUAGCAAAGGUGGCCAAACUUCUGGGAUACAAGACUGCAGCCUAUGAGCGUGAUUUCGGUAAAAGCUCAAAGGUCAGAGGAAAACGAAGCCCAAUGGAUUUGAACAGCAAUGCUGGUUUAGUGCUAGCAAUCAGCCUCAUCUUGGCCGGCGAGUUUGGGGCAGUAGCUGCAUUGUUUGCGGUGUGCUGCUCCAGCUUUGUUCCUGUCAACCGGGGCACAGGUGGCCGAAGUUUGCUUACACCACUGGGCAAUGAGGGGGUGCCCUCAGUGAGAAGAUCGAACAAAUUGAUGUCAAGGAGUUGUCUUUUGAAGCUUCUACUCAUCGCAGCUGGAGGUGUGAUUUUACUGGAGAACCCACAGAAUUCUUUGAUAGCUCUACAUGACCGUUGGGUAUGGCUGGUGAAUGCACUAGCCCGUUACGCUAUUGAAGUUUACAAGGUGAGCUUCUGGAUGAAAAAACACAAAUCUUUGACAUGGAAAAGAACGUGGAUUUGGUCAACUUCCCCCAUCAUCCAACGACUAGAUCUUGGCUGCCUCACUGCUGAAGAACGGCCAACUACCGUUAAAACAACGACUUCUUGGACAGACCCCACAACUGGAAAGAAAAAGUUUCAAGGAAACCGGCACUUGAAGGGAACACAGCAAUAUACGUGGAGAUUUGCCCGUAAUGUUGUGCAGCUUAUCCCAGCCUUCCGUGAAGAGAGGCGAACUCAGAUUCCUCCGGCGGAUGAAUCCAUACCGUUGCUGGAACUCUUCAAGAAGGGGAACUUUGAAAAUCGAUGGGAUUCCCAUGCUGACUUGCAUGAAUGCAUCAUGUACUGUAGAGGGUCUAAGCUGCUAAAAAUUCCCUCUGAGUGGCGGCCCUGGUUGCCAAGCUCCAUAUGA
Cladocopium goreaui is the source of this 3327-nucleotide messenger RNA. The record is from the annotation of a GenBank genome assembly. Lineage: Eukaryota; Dinophyceae; Suessiales; Symbiodiniaceae.